Menidia menidia (Atlantic silverside) is the source of this 540-nucleotide messenger RNA. NCBI's taxonomy places the organism in Eukaryota, Metazoa, Chordata, Actinopteri, Atheriniformes, Atherinopsidae. The record is from the annotation of a GenBank genome assembly.
AUGACAGAGACUCACAGCAGAAUCCUGCUUUCCCUCACAGAGGUGGGUGCUGGGACAGCCGGAGGACGCCGUCCCACCGUAACAGGAAACACUGAGGGAUUCACAGCCUUUCAGACGCCUCUGCUGGGCUCCACCUCACCUGUAGAACUGCUGAGCAAAGAUGAUGACGAGGAAACAGAGGGACACCCUUCAGAAGCUCCAACAGAAGCCCCCCCAACCCAUUCAGCAUCUUCAGAACAUCCACCCUCUUCAGCAGUGAGCGAGGUUGAAAAGAUCAGGUGUGACUUUGUGGCCAGGGUGUCAGAAGCAACCCUCAAACAGCUCUUUGAUGCCUUAAGAAAAGAUGGUGUGCUCAAUCGUUUGCAAGAAGAGGAGAUACUGCAGAAAAACCCAGUUAGAGCCGACAAAGCACGUGAUCUUUUGGACUAUGUGAUGAAUCAAGGAGAAAAGGCCUGUAAGAAGAUGAUAGUACAUUUGAAAGCCUCAGCUCCAGCCCUUUCCUCUGAGCUGGGCAUUUCCUCUGAUCAUCCUGCUUUGAAA